GCUCGUGUUUGUUGCCGCCUCCCCAAAGGAAUUCAACAUGUGCUCAGCAUUGAGCCCAAUGGAGCUGCCACAGGAGCCUGACGCUGAUGCCGCGCCGGCUCUGAGCCUGAGUGAUCUGGAUGAGGUGCUCGUUGAGGAUGAGCCUUCGGAGGAGAUCUUUGGCCAGCUCGCGGCCUGGGCGGCGGCGGAGCAUGGCGGGGAGGGGGGCCUCUCCUCUGCUGCUCUGGGGAAGCUGCUGGGCCUGCUGCUGGAGGCGUGCCGCGGCGGCCGGUGGGACUGCGGCACGGUGGCGGCCCAGGUGUUGAUGCAGUCUGCUGCUCUGGAGCCAGGCGUGCUUACCACCUUGCUGGAGGAGCAGCUCCUGAGUGCGGCCCGGCGCGGCUUCUUGCUGUCCCUGGCAGCCUUUGGAGAGAUGCUAGAGGAGCCGGUUCUCGCGCCGUCUCAAGGUGAGUCUUUCAGCGAGCCGGAGCCGUGGAAGCAAUCGCUGGCGGCGCUGGUGGCGGCUCUGGGCGCGGUCUUCCGGUCCGCCGCCUGCCCGAAGCUGGCGGAGGCGAUGCUGCCGACGCUGGCGGGGGGCCUGCUGUGUGCCGCCGGCACAUCGCCGGCGCCGGAGCUGGUCGGAGGAGGCUUCCUGGGCGGCUCGCUGGCCUUCCACCUGCUGCAGGCGCGGCGGAGCCUGGCGGAGCUGCUGAACACCUUGCUGGAGGAGGCGCCGGCGGAGCUGCGCCUGCGCCAGGAGCAGCAGCUGCUGCUGGAGGGGCCCGGGCCCUCGCGGCUGGUGGAGAGCCUGUGCCUGGCGCGUCCGGAUCCCAAGCUGCACGAGAUGCUGCUGGAACUGCUGUGGCGGGGACUGCGGCGACGGGAUGGUGCUACGCAGGGCACGGCGGCCCUUGACCUGCUGGGGGCGCUGAAGGGCCCGAAGAUCCAGCACCAGCUGCGGCACGAGGUCUCGGCGGAGCAGCUCAUGGAUUGGGGCCUGGACCUCUCCCUGGACUUGUCGCGCCGCCGCAAGGAGAUCCAGGGCCUGGCCUGCUCCGUGGCCUGGGGCGGCUUGCGGGCGUACGAAUGUAUGGCCACUUUCUCCGCACACAGCCUGGUGGUGGAAGGCUUUCUGAGCAACGAGGACGAUGAGCAGGUGGAGCUGAGCUUUGAGGUGCCCUGGGUCUUUGUGCAGAACCCCGACGCGGCCACCGCGCGGGGCUUCCCUCUGCAUCUGCCAGUGGCGCUGGAGCCGCUGCGCAAGAGCGGCGCCCUGGAAGCCGCCCUGGCGGAGCUGGUGUCGCUGCCGGAGGCGGUGCUGCACAUCGACAGCACCGUGGAGGAGCCGAAGACGCGGCAGAUCUUCGAGGAGCUGAACAAGCUCUUCCAGGGCCUCGGCUGCUCCCAGGAUGAGACCAUGAGGAGCAACACCUUCGAGGAGAGCAACACCUGCUUUGUCACGCCUACCAAAACUCGACCUGUGCCAGAAGAGGAUGUGGUGUGGACUCCGCCGCCGAGUCAGAACCUUCUGAACGAGGCCUCAGCGGCAUCUCCGAAGCGGUCGCCCCCAAGGGAGUCCCAGCGCGUGCGGGCCUUGGCCGAGUCGCAGGACUUCAAGGAGUCCCAGCCUUCUGGGGGGUCGGCAGCGGCCACAGUAGAGAUGAAGGGACCUGCUGGGCCAAGUCCAAGUCCGUCGCAGGAGGUGGAAGAAGCGCGAGCCGAGAUGAAGGAGCUGGAGAUGGCGUCCGUGAGCGAUGAGGCCCAACGCACGCCUGAAGUGGGGGUCGAGAGGGACUCGCCGGACAAGGGCAAUUCACUUCCAGCGUCGAAGGAGGUAGAUGUUGCCGCGGCCGAGACCAGGGCCGCCGACAUCUCGCCGAUGCGCGACCAGGUGGAAGAGGCCAGAGCCGAGAUGAAGGAGCCGGAGAUGGCCGUGAGUGAUGAGGCCCAACGGACGCCUGAAGUGGGGGUCAAGAGGGCCUCGCCGGACGAGCGCGAGUCACUUCCAGCGUCGAAGGAGGUAGAUGUUGCCGCGGCCGAGACCAGGGCUGCCGACAUCUCGCCGAUGCGCGACCAGGUUGAAGAAGCCAGAGCCGAGAUGAAGGGGCCGGAGAUGGCGUUCGUGAGCGAUGAGGCCGAACGCACGCCUGAAGUGGGGGUCGAGAGGGCCUCGCCGGACAAGGGCGAGUCACUUCCAGCGUCGAAGGAGGUAGACGUUGCCGCGGCCGACACCAGGGCGGCCGACAUCUCGCCGAUGCGCAACCAGGUUGAAGAAGCCAGAGCCGAGAUGAAGGGGCCGGAGAUGGCGUCCGUGAGCGAUGAGGCCGAACGCACGCCUGAAGUGGGGGUCGAGCCGGACAAGGGCGAGUCACUUCCAGCGUCGAAGGAGGUAGACGUUGCCGCGGCCGAGACCAGGGCGGCCGACAUCUCGCCGAUGCGUGGCCAGGUGGAAGAGGCCAGAGCCGAGAUGAAGGAGCUGGAGAUAGCGUCCGUGAGUGAUGAGGCCCAACGCACGCCCGAAGUGGGGGUUGAGAGGGCCUCGCCGGACAAGCGCGAGUCACUUCCAGCGUCUAAGGAGGUCAGACCCGAAGCUGAGCUGAUCUCCGCGGAGCCUCAGGAGGCGGGCAUAAGAGCUGGGGUGAAGGACCCGGAGAUGUCGGCCACAACUGACCAGGCCAGCGAGCCGGAAGUGGAGGAGUUUGUGCGUCAGGAUGUGCUGCCGGAGGCGGAAGGAGGCCAAGCGUCACCGCCCCCGCCCUUGAGCCCAGAGAAGGUGAAGGAAGUCCAGCCACCAGAGCAGGACUUGCAGGAUCCAAUCCCAGAGAUUGAAGAGGAAGAGCCGAAGCCAGAGAAGGAUGCUGAUCAGGAUUUGCGCACUUUGAGCUACAAGGAGCUCUCAGCGCUGGCGAAGCGCCGCGGCGUCCGCGCGGGGGGGAAGAAGGCGGAGCUGUUGCGGCGCAUGCAGAAGUGGGAGCGGGAGAGAUCCAAGACCCAGCCCAAGGAGCCGAAGGCGAAGCCGAAGCCGAAGCCGAAGGCGAAAGAGGAGCGGGCGAGGCACGCGAUGCCAGAGUCCCCGCCGGACUUUGCUGAGUCCCCGCGAGGAGACGCGAGCGAAACAUCGCUGCCCGCUGAAAGCUCCAGCCAGGGUAUCGAGCAGCUUCCGCUGGCGGAGCUCCGGAAGGCCUGUGAGGAUUUGGGCAUGGCCACGGACGGCGGCAAGGAGGCGCUGCUGAAGCGCCUGGCGAUGUAUGCAGACAGCGCUAUGACACCGCCCAUGACGCAGAGCCAGAACUUCGGCACUCAGGUGGAUUCUCAGCCAGGUGGCAAUCUCGCAUUACCGCCUGAGAGCCAGCCAGCAGGCGACCUCUCGUUGCCGCCAGACAGCCAGCCUGCAGGCGUGAGAAGGAGCUUGCCCAGGGAGACUGAAGGCCCAGAGCUGAUGCCCCCGCCGGAGGUGCCACGCAAGAGGGCGCGCACGGCCGCGCCAGCAACCAGAGCUGAGACUCCGACGAGGACCACCCAUCAUCUCAUCCACGACCUCAGCGCCCUCACGGUGAAAGAGCUGCGGCAGGCGUGCAAGGACCGGAGCCUGCCUGCCCACGGCGCGAAGCCCGACCUCGUGGAGCGCCUGGCGGAGGCAGAACGCCUCGCACAGGCGGAGCAGGCGCCAUCGCCCAGCCCGGGUCUUUGGGUGCCACCUACCAGGUCACCGCUCUGCGCUACAACGGAGGACCUGCAUGCCGCCCAAGCGUCACCGAGAUCAGAGGACGGCAUAGAGCCGGCGACGGAGGCGGAGCAGGCCGCUGCUGCCUGCGGCGUCCUGGCCUCCGUGGCAAAGAGCCUGGGGGCGCUGCCCAUCGAGGAGCUGCGGAGCGCCUGCAGCGCCCGGGGGCUGACGGCGCGGGGCAGCCGCCAGCAGCUGGUGGGGCGCCUGGCGGCGCUGCUGGCGCCCAGGCCCGAUGUGGAGGCGAGCCAAAGUGAAGAGGUGCCUGCCAGCCUGAGCCUAUCCUUGUCUGGGCUGCAAGCUGCCUGCCGGGCCUGCGGCCUGCCUGCGGCGGGGGAGCCGGCGGAGCUGGCCGAGCGCCUGGCGAUCCACGUGGCCUCGCAGGAGGAGAACCAGCCCGUGGCGGACUCUGGGGCCGUGGGGUUUGCGCAGGCGGCGGAUCCCGCGGACCCCAUCGUCAGCUUCUCCAACCCGGCGGCUUCCGAGGCGUCGAACGCCGAGGGGACUCCGAUGGCGGUGAAGUUUGAGACGGAGAACUUGAGCUGCGCGCAGGCGCACGAGGCGCCGAUCGCGGCGUUUGAGGCGAACCCCUCCCCCUGGAGCGUGCCGGCGGCGCAGCCGGACGUCACCCAGGCCAAAAACUGCACCAACUCCAUGGCUCCCAGCGGCGGUUUGGUCGCACACGGUUUCCCGGCUCCAGAUGCCUCCGGGAGGGCUCCGGAGCGCCUGGACGAGGGCUUCCGCGCGGGCUUGCGGCUGCUGCACACGGAGGAGCUGCGCAGGGCGUGCCUGGAGCGGGGGCUGGACAUCGAUGGGCACAAGGGCGACCUGCUGAACCGCCUGCUGGCGCACUUCGCGCACGCGCCGCUGCCAACGCCCACCCAGGACCUCAGCCCCCCGAAGCCAGCGGCGCAGCCAGCGGCCACGGCCGGGGCGAAGCCGCCGGCAAGCGCCCCACCGGCGGCGCCGGAGUCGAGGAAGCCGAAGCCGCAAGCGGCGCCUCAGAUUGCGCAGCUUUCUCCCGUGGCGUCUGGCCUGGCAAAGGAGGUCGCAGAGCUGCGGCCCUUGCAGCACGCAGUGAAGGAGCUGAAAGCCCCGCAGAAUUCCCUGCUGCGCCGGCCCCGGGUGGCGGCUGCCAGUGCUGCACCCAACUUCUCGGCGCUGUGGCAGACCAUGUGCAAGAGCACCGCGCGGGAGUCUGCGCGCGAGGCUGCGCGCGAGGGCGCGCCCGAAGGCGGCGGCGUGGGCCUUUCCGUGCGCCCCCCCGGCGCCGGGCCGCGCCGCGGCAAGCCGAAGGCGGCGACGGGGCUCCUCGGAGCGAAGGCGCGCCGAAAGGCGCGGGUGGGCAGUUGCCACGGCCGCACUGCCGCAGGCGCCGCCUGCCGCAACGCGGGGCGCCAGCGGCCUGCCGGGGCGCGCUUUGUGUACUGCGCCCAGCACGCGGCGCGGUGGCCGCGCUUCGAGACGGUGGGGGUGGAUCAACUCAACGAGAGGCCGCCGAUUGCGGCCAUUGCGGCCGCGGCCGCGGCGAGUUCUGGCAAGCCUGCGCCAUCGCGGCCCAUUGCCACCCCUGCCCGCGCACGGGCGGCCGUCACGACGAUCGCGCCGAGUGCGCCGAGUGAGAUGCUCAGCCAGGCCCCGCCCAGUGAGGCGCUCACACGCAGACGGACCCGGCCGGUUCCGGAGCCGGUGACGCCUGUGCCGCUCGGCCCGGCGCCGCCGCCAAAGGGGCAGGUGGCGCGCAAGGCGAAAGGCGCCCGUGCAUCGCGUGCAUCGCAAGGGAGCACGCGCAAGACGCCGGAGACCCAGCCGGCGACGCAGACGCAGCCCGAGAUCGAGGAGCGUGAGCCGCCAGCGAGGAGAGAGUCAGCCGAAGCCAAAGCGGCGCCAGGGCCUCGAGGCGCUGCCCGGACUGGCGCAGGUGGUGGCCCUGCUGCCGCCGGCCAAGAGGCGCCGCUGAUGCAUAUCUUUUCACCGACCUGAGCGCGAAUUCGAUGGAGAGCUCUCUGAGCUCGUGGGAACUGGUGGUCAGCUUCAUGCCA
Effrenium voratum is the source of this 5745-nucleotide messenger RNA. The record is from the annotation of a GenBank genome assembly. NCBI's taxonomy places the organism in Eukaryota, Dinophyceae, Suessiales, Symbiodiniaceae.